GUGGCAUCUUAAACUUAAACCCUAACGAAAAUCCAUCGCCAAAGAAGCAGCAGCGCUCCAGGCAGGCAGCAUCAAUGGCGUGGCUAAUCCGACCCUUAAGAAGAACCCUUUUUUCUCCUUCCCUUAGAACCGCACUCCUUCGUCAACACCCAAACUCCACCUCCUUUUCCAACUCCAGAGACUACAUCUCCGAUAUGCGUAAGUCUGCUUUUCAAGACAACAUUUUGAGGCUCCUUCGCAAAGAAAUCCAAUACGAGCACGAUCACUGCCCUCCAAAACAACCCACGACCAGAUUCAAUUCUUUUACCGUUGAUGACCGAUCAGGAGAGCAAUGGAUUAGAUUGAAAAGAAAAUUCAGAGAAAAGGAAGAUAUUACAAUUGAUGUAACCAUGUUUGACGGGUCUGUUCCUGUCCCUGAUUCUGGUCAAGUACAGUCUGAUGAGCAGCUUCAUAUAACAUUUAUUGUCAACAUCUCUAAGGGGGAUGAUAGUGAUGUCUUGGAGAUUGUCUGCUCAGCUUGGCCAAAUACCAUAGAUAUCCAAAAAUUUUAUGUUCGCGGGUGUAAUAGGACAGCGAAUCAUCCUUACACUGGUCCAGAGUUCAAGGAAUUGGAUGAACAACUGCAGGACUCACUCUAUGAGUUCUUGGAGGAAAGGAGUAUAAAUGAUGGACUUGCAAUAUUCUUGCAUGAAUACAUGAAAAACAAAGACAAAACUGAGUUCAUUAGAUGGUUGCAAACUGUCAAAUCUCACAUUGAGAAGAAAUAGAGCAGUUUUUUUUUGACUUGUUGCUGUUUUAGUUAACAAAAUCAUGACUUGCUAUACCAAUUCUAUCUGUGCCUCCAUUACAAGAAAUUGUGUUUGUGUAAAGCUUGAUGAAUCUAUUACUUGCCAAAUAUGAACCCACCCAUUGAAAAGCAAUGGAAACUUGGUGACCAACUGACCACUAGUUGCUACCCCUUUCAAGUUGGAUGAAACUACAGAUAUAAGUUAUGAUGUUGCGAACAUCAUAUAUAUUAUAUACACACUAAGUGUUAAGAAAUUGAUUUAGGGUUUAUUGUUAUUUUAUAUGAACUCCUUGUGGAUAAAUUUUGUCACCUACGUUGAUCGAAAUUGUUAAAUCAUUUGGCUUA
This is a messenger RNA of Gossypium raimondii (Peruvian cotton), 1132 nucleotides long. RefSeq lists its product as uncharacterized. NCBI's taxonomy places the organism in Eukaryota, Viridiplantae, Streptophyta, Magnoliopsida, Malvales, Malvaceae. Gene Ontology annotation, cellular component: mitochondrial matrix. The transcript is spliced from 3 exons. The coding region runs from base 75 to 767 and encodes 230 amino acids. The record is from RefSeq and is a predicted model, not a curated record.